Messenger RNA from Solenopsis invicta (red fire ant), 1863 nucleotides. RefSeq lists its product as uncharacterized. NCBI's taxonomy places the organism in Eukaryota, Metazoa, Arthropoda, Insecta, Hymenoptera, Formicidae. The transcript has 2 exons. Bases 309 to 1214 code for a protein of 301 amino acids. The record is from RefSeq and is a predicted model, not a curated record.
AAUUUUUUUUCGAUUUUCUCCAAUAUUUCUGUGUUCUGAUAGCCCCCAGGGCUGCGUUUACUCUUUAGUUUACUCUUUAACUCAAAGUUUACUCUUUAACUCAAAGUUAACUAGAGUUGACUCUAUAGCGUUCAGAAACUCGAAUAUGACCGGAAGUACGUUCAGAGUAAGUCGUUCAUAAAUUUGAUAGAGUUAACUCCAGAGUUAACUAUCUUAACUCAUGUCAAAGAGGUGGGUAGAAAUAACUCGACAUGCGCAGUAAUGAGUGUCUGUUUACCUUAACCUAAAUAAGAGGUACCUUAUAAGUAAUGGUGCAAAUAAUACACACCCCAUUACUACUGAUUACCACUAGAAACAAUAUAAAGAUACUUUUAGGCGUAUCUAUUCUAUUUUCAAUUCUAUACAAAAUGGAAAAAUAUGUGAUAGUGACAGACGAAAUAGGAGGAAGAAUUCUAAAUGAAAAUGGCCUUACAUUGUUACAAAAUGUUGCAGACAAGAGUUUAAUGUAUGCUAAAAUUGCAACAGAAGAAAUGUCGACCACUGAUGAAAGCUGUCAAAGCUCUUCAUUUGAACAUAAUAGCACCGAUGAAAAGAACAGUAAAUGGACGCAUGAUGCAACAGUAGCAUUAAUAUACGAAUACAAAAAUAAAAUGAGUAUGUUUCAAUCAUCCACAAUACGAAAUGAAGCAGUAUGGAAAAUAAUUUCGACAAAUUUGGGCCAGAAAAAUUUUUAUUACACACCAAAGCAGUGCGAAUUUAAAUUUAAAAAUUUGAAAAAGAAAUAUACUGCAAAAGUUGAUAAUAUGAAAGCGACAGCAAGUGGUGCAGCUGUUAUAAAAUUUGAAUAUUUUGAUGUAUUCAACGAAAUGUUAGGACGCAAACCCAAUGUCGUUCCUCUUGCAACUGCAUCAUCUUCUAGAGGUCAGGGAAUAGCGUUAGAUACCGAUUUAAAUGUAGAAAAUAUUUUGCAGGCUGAUGAUAUUGAAAAUAACAAAGAGAAUAUAGAAAUAAAACAGCGUUCCUUUGAAGAAGAAGCACCAAAGAAAAACAUUCCCCAAAAAACUAAAUUUGAGCAAAUGUUUGUGCAAUUACACAAUAUUAAUAACAAAAGAGAAGAGGCAAAAUAUAUAAGGCACAAAGAACUUAUUGUUGUUCAAGAAAAUGCGAUAAAGGUUUUCAGUGAAAAAAUGGACCAAUUAAUCGAUAAGUUGUAAUUUUUCUUUUAUAAAGCCAAGGGUACACAAAAAAACUUAAGGCACUAAGACAUAACAGUAAGCGAAACGGCCAAUUACCUUACAUUCUCUAUCGUGAUUGACUAAUUCGCUUACUAUAACGUCUUACUACUUUAAGUUUUUGUAUGUGUCCCUGGCUUAAUAGGCAGACUUUAUCACAUUUUCAAUAUUUUUACGUUGUUGUAUGAACAUAGAUGAAGUGUUCAACAAUUUAAAUAUACAUAAAGUUUAUAUGCUAAGAAUAUUUAUGUUAUACUUAAGUGUUUCCACGAUAAUUAUUAUUAAUUACUGAAAAAACGUUUUUUAUUUACUUUAAGUAUUAAUGCACAAAAAAUGCAAAACUGUGAUACUUACAGACUGCUCCACGAUAAUUAUUAUUAAUUACUGAAAAAACGUUUUUUAUUUACUUUAAGUAUUAAUGCACAAAAAAAUGCAAAACUGUGAUACUUACAGACUGCUCCACAUCUAUAUAUAAUAUUUGUUCUUAGUUUUAAUAGUUAACUUUGUUCAUUUUGUAAGUUAAUUUUUUUAUUUGUUUUUUUAUUCAGAUUUUUAUCAAACUGUCCAAAGUAAACAAAUAUUAUUUUUAGUUAUUAUAAUAAACAUAUUUGAAUAUUCUGAUAAAUAAAAU